Molecule: messenger RNA, 3543 nt
Organism: Saprolegnia parasitica CBS 223.65
Lineage: Eukaryota; Oomycota; Saprolegniomycetes; Saprolegniales; Saprolegniaceae
Exons: 17
Coding region: 1-3543 (1180 amino acids)
Biological process (GO): protein deubiquitination
Cellular component (GO): cytosol; nucleus
Molecular function (GO): cysteine-type endopeptidase activity; cysteine-type deubiquitinase activity
Source: RefSeq, a predicted model, not a curated record
AUGAAGCGGGACGAGCCAACGCCGGACGAGGAGACGCUGCCAUGGGUCCGGGUGCAGAUGGAGGGCCUCGUGGGCUCGACCUUUGACGCCUCCAUCGAGGACCGCGAUGGCCACGUAUGGUCCUUCCGCUGCGUGCCGGACGACGUCAGUGGCGACGUGGUCCUUGCGAUCGACCGCGUCGAUGCGACCAUGGGCACGCUCUUCGUGCAGGCGACGCUGCAGCAUCCGUCGCGAGACGCGUCCCGGCACGUCGUCAUGGACAGCUACUUGCGCGAGACGAGCGUCGAGGUCAAGCUCACGACCAUGCACACGCUCAUGGACCCGAGCAGCGGCUUCAUGCACCCCGACGGUGACAUUCGCAUCGAGAUUGUGGUCUGGAACAGCGCGCACGCGCCAACGUCCAAGCGCUUCAAGGCCACAGACAGCGACACGACGAGUAACAGCAGCACGGUCGGCGACGACUUUCUCAUUGACGAGACGUUUCUGACGUCGGAGAACCGGCUGGAUCCGUCCGUCAUCUUUGGCGACGAUGCAUCCAUCGACAUGGACGAAGAGAGCCAGGCGGAAGAGAAGCGCUUGGUCGACCUCGCGACCGGGUACGUCAUGCAGGCACAGCAGGACGACGACGACGAAGCAUCACGCCGCAAGCACGACGAUGACGUUGUCGACCUCACCUUGGCAUCCUCGUACGACUCCAAGACAACGACCGGCAUGGUCGGGCUCAAGAACCAAGGCGCGACGUGCUACAUGAACUCGCUCCUCCAGACGCUCUUCCACUUGGCGCCGUUCCGGAAGGCCGUGUACGACACGCCGACCGCCGACGACGACAGCGCGACGAGCGUCGUCUUGGCGCUCCAGCGCGUGUUUUACCGGCUCGAAACUGCCGACAAGGCCGUGAGUACAAAAGAACUCACCAAGUCGUUUGGGUGGUCCCACAUGGACGCGUUCACGCAGCACGACGGCACGCCGGCCGACGGCUUGAUCAAGGCGCUCUUCGAGGGCAAGGUCAAGAGCUUCAUCUCGUGCGUGCAUGUGCCGUGUGAGUCGUCCCGCGAAGAGUCGUUUUACGACCUCCAGCUCGACGUCAAGGGCCUCGUCAACCUCGACGCGAGCUUCCAAAAGUACAUUGAAGUCGAGAUGCUCGACGGCGAAAACCAAUACGACGCCAAAGACUUUGGCAAGCAAGACGCGAAAAAAGGGCUCGUCUUUGAGAGCCUCCCGCCCGUCCUCAACCUCCAGCUCAAGCGGUUCGAAUACGAUCCGCUGCGCGAUGGCAUGGUCAAAGUCCACGACCGAUUCGAGUUUCCAAAGCGAUUGGACCUGAGCGCAUACGUGCCGGCAACGACGCCGUCGCCCGUCUACCACCUCCACAGCAUCCUCGUGCACUCGGGCGACGUGCACCAUGGCCACUACUACGUCUACGUCCGCCCGCGUCUCGACAAGGACUGGUACAAGUUUGACGACGACGUCAUCUCCAGUGCGGACGAAGAGCGACUCUUGGAAGGCAGCUAUGGCCGGUCGGCCGACGCGUCGUCGACGUCGCCGCUGAGCCGCGUCUUGAGCUGCAGCAGCGCCUAUAUGCUGGUCUACCUGCGCGAGGAUGCGUGUCCGUCGGGUGCCGAGCCGGCCGUGAUCCCUGACGCGCUCAAGGAGCGGUUCCAAGACGAGGAAAUCGCGCUGCGCCGCCGCAAGCGCCUCGUGCAGCGGGAGCACAUGUACUACCAUUUGCGGAUCGCGACCGACGAGUGCCUCUACGCCUUUGACAACAUUACCAAGUCCAAGGACUUUUGCGAGUUUCCGAAAACGUCCAAGUCGCCGCCGACGUCCGCGACGAUGCUGAGCUUGAAAGUGCCCAAGGCGUGGACGGUGCGGCAGCUGUAUGGCCUCGUGCAUCUCGAGACCGGUGUCCCGAUCCAGCAUUUUCGGCUCUGGAAAAUGACGGCACGCGAGAACCGGACGCAUCGUCCGGACGAGCAUCUGGACGCGCAUUUGGACGCGACACUGCAGCGCGCGCUGCAUGACAAUGACGCAAGCGUCAACAAGAUUGUGGCCAUGUACCUCGAGGUGAUGCUGCCCCACACGGUGCUGCGCCGCUACUCGCUCUCGGACUUUUCGCCGAUCGAGUUUGACGGCAAGGACGCGAUCGUGGCCGUCGACGACGAUGGGAUUCCUGAUGACGACAUGCCGCCGGGCGUGCUCGCGGCGGUCAAUGCAGCGGCCGCGGCGCGCAACCCGAUUUUAGACCCGCGCGGGACGGUGCUGCUCUUUGUCAAGUACUACAACGCGGACGCCAGUGAGCAGCCCUGCUUGGCGUACAUGGGCACACUGCUCGCGCACGGCUCGGACACGGUCGCGACGGUGCUGCAGAAUAUCCGAGAAAACGUGUUUGACGCGCCGCUGCGAAUGCACCUGGCACUCUACGAAGUCAGUGAACUCCAGAGCGGCGACAUUGUCGUCUUCCAAGCGGCCGUCGAGAACGACGACGAGGACGAGGACGAGGACGAGGCUGCGGACGACGACGAGUCGUUGUGCCGCACGGUGCCCGCGUACUUUGCCUACCGUCUCAACCGCGUCGACGUGACCUUUCGCGCGCGCUUUGAGAACGACGCGCCGACGACCGAGGUCCAGCUCCCGCUCUUGCUCACCGACUCGUACGACGACGUGGUCCACUCGAUUGCGAUCGCGCUGGACAUGGACCCGCUCUUUGUGCGGCUGUAUCCGCACUCGUCCAGCACGCACGGGCCGCGCGCCAAGCCGUUCAAGCACAGCCGGAGCUCGGGUUCGUCCGGCAUGAAGCUCAAGGCGAUGUUGAUGACGUCGCUGGACAGCAGCGCGACGCUGCUCUACUACGAACGCCUCGACGAGUCCAUUGUCAACCUCGAGCGCAAGACGCAUCUGCCCGUGUACCUCUCGCCGUACGAGCCUGCGUUCGAGACGGACACGCUGAGCCGCGUCGACUUGAUUUUGGAGCCGACGUCGACGGUCCAAGGCGCGCUGGCGGAAAUCGCUCGUCGGCAGUCGGUCGACACGUCUUUGGUCGACUUGCGACUGCUCGAGACGCGGGACGGGUCGAAUAUGCUCCGCAUCGUGCCGGCCGCGACGCCGAUCUCGCUCUUGCAAGGAUCGAGUUUGUUUGUCGUGGAUUCGAUACCGGCGACCCGCAAGCCUUUUUGCCACUCGGUGCUGCUCGGCGUCAUGCACUUUAGCUACACGCACGACACGUUCAUUGCACCGCACCACACGGCCGGCCUCGUCGUGGCCUACGACGACGAUACCUUCGAGUCGCUUCGCCGCCGCGUCCAAGCCAAAUUCAAGGUCGCGGACGAUGUGUUCGCCAAGUGGAAGCUCUCGGCGAUUGUCGAGAGUCGGGGUGUGCCCCUCGAGUCGGAGCCCGGUGACAUGAACCGUGAGGUGGUCUUUGACGAGGGCCGGCUCGAGCUCUCGCGUGGCGAUGGCUACUGCUUCCUCGGGCUCGAGUACGCAGCCACGGCCGCACCGUCGCGUCGUCGCGCGGACGGCGGUAUCAAGAUCCGAUCCGGGUAG